AUGGUCCGCACUCCACGGCGCUCACAGGAGAGCGAGGAGCCAGCAGAGGGGCACCUGGCGCAGCCGCUCUCCGAGUUACGCUGCGGGCUCCGGCGGCACCGGCGUAGCCGCGUCCCGGGAGGGUUCGCACCUGGCGGCGGCGGGAGCACCGCCGGCACUGGAAGCGGCAGGCCGCGGAGGGGGGCGAGGAGAGCGGGUCGUGCCGUCGGGGGUCGCGGGCAGCGCCGCAGCCGAGGGGCGCGCAGAGGGGGCGGCGCGGGCGCUGCCCUCCCCCGGCUCCGUCCGCGGAGCUCCGCUCCCCUCCCCCCGGCUCCCCUCAGGCCGCCCCUCGGCUGCCCCCCUCCUCCCGCCACACCCCGAGCGGGGUCCCAGGCCAGGCGCUCGGCGGCGAGGGGCCAGGGAGAGCCGGGCGGGCGUUCCACGCCCCGGACCCACUCACCUCCGUGUCCCGGGACUCCGGCCACUCCACUGAGGCACCAGCUCCCCUGGUCACCGAGGAGACGGGCGUCGGGCUGCGCCGCAGAGCGCUCCGGCCACUGGCUGCGCGGAGCUGUCAGUCACCGCGCUCGCCCGGCAGGGGUGGCGGUCGGGUUCCCGGACAGAGAAAGGGGAGAGACAAUACCCAGCUCUAAAGAACUACAACUCCCGGCGUGCUCUGCGAGCGCCGCGCUCACUGCGGCCGUGGGGAGCGGCCUCGCGUGGGAUGCCGGGACUCGUAGUUCCUCCGUCUACCCCGAGCCUCCUCGGCGGGGCGCGGUGGGCAGCGGGCGCUCCGCCUCUCCGCUUCGCGCCGAGUGGAGGCAGUGCGCAAGCGCGUGUUGCCGGCGCCCUUUCGAAUGGGGCUGGGGGGGCGUGAGGAGCGGUCGAAACCGGGAUGAAGGGAGGGAUUAA
This is a messenger RNA of Pezoporus occidentalis (night parrot), 891 nucleotides long. RefSeq lists its product as uncharacterized. NCBI's taxonomy places the organism in Eukaryota, Metazoa, Chordata, Aves, Psittaciformes, Psittacidae. The record is from RefSeq and is a predicted model, not a curated record. The transcript has 2 exons. The coding region runs from base 1 to 891 and encodes 296 amino acids.